Messenger RNA from Babesia sp. Xinjiang, 570 nucleotides. RefSeq lists its product as uncharacterized. NCBI's taxonomy places the organism in Eukaryota, Apicomplexa, Aconoidasida, Piroplasmida, Babesiidae. The transcript has 3 exons. The record is from RefSeq and is a predicted model, not a curated record. The coding region runs from base 1 to 570 and encodes 189 amino acids.
AUGAUCCCCGUGACUGUAGUUUUACGUCUUCGGCCACAGGGACCUUACAGUGGCGUGUUGAUUAAGCGUGCUUUUGCUACAACGCCACCGAUCCAUCAUUUGCCUCCACCACCUCCAAAAGAGUUCAAUGCUGACGGCAGCCCUAAAAAAUAUCGCAACUCCAAACCCGUCUACAACCAUAAGUUCAACUGGGAAUAUUGGACCCUUCGCCCAGCCGGUGUUUUCCACACCGUUCUUGUAGGCGAAUUCGGCAGACAGCACAAACCAUGGACUGCCUGGGUACUGCAAUACCCGAUCUACAUUGUUGCUAUACCAUCGGUACUGACCAUAUUCACCCUCGCGUUCUUAUUCCAGAACAUGAUGCUUAUUGGUGUUAAGCCGAAAAGGUACACCAUCGAAUGGAUUGAGGCACAAAAGGAGAGGGAGUUGGCGGAAAACACUAACCCUAUUUCAAGGUACCUAGACCGUAGACGAAGUGAGCGUGGAACCAACUGGAUGCUACGCAACUACAUGCCAAGUCACCCAUACUUUUUAUUCCUUGGCGAUUACUACAAGGACCCUGACGCUUAG